AUGAACAUGUUCGGUAAAAAGGAAGAAAAACAAGAAAAAGUGUAUUCUUUGCAAAAUGGGUUCCCAUACUCUCAUCACCCAUACGCUUCUCAAUAUUCAAGACCUGACGGCCCUAUCUUAUUGCAAGAUUUCCAUCUGCUGGAAAACAUUGCUAGUUUCGAUCGAGAAAGAGUUCCGGAGCGUGUGGUCCACGCAAAAGGUGGUGGCUGUAAAUUAGAGUUCGAAUUGACAGAUUCAUUGAGUGAUAUUACGUACGCCGCACCAUACCAGAACGUCGGGUAUAAAUGUCCCGGUCUUGUUCGUUUCUCGACAGUUGGUGGUGAAAGUGGUACGCCUGAUACCGCAAGAGACCCAAGAGGUGUUUCUUUCAAAUUCUACACCGAGUGGGGGAAUCAUGACUGGGUCUUUAACAAUACGCCCGUCUUCUUCAUCAGAGACGCCAUAAAGUUUCCCGUAUUUAUUCACUCUCAAAAAAGAGACCCUCAGUCUCAUCUAAACCAGUUCCAAGACACCACCAUAUAUUGGGAUUAUCUAACAAUGAACCCGGAGUCAAUCCAUCAAGUAACCUACAUGUUUGGUGAUAGAGGAACUCCUGCUUCUUGGGCCAACAUGAACGCGUACUCUGGUCACUCUUUCAUCAUGGUAAACAAGGAAGGUAAGGAUACCUAUGUGCAAUUCCACGUUUUGUCAGAUACAGGUUUUGAAACCUUGACUGGCGACAAGGCCGCAGAACUCUCAGGUUCUCACCCAGAUUAUAAUCAGGCAAAACUGUUUACUCAAAUGCAGAAUGGUGAAAAGCCAAAGUUCAAUUGUUAUGUACAAACAAUGACCCCAGAACAAGCUACUAAGUUCAGAUACUCGGUUAAUGACUUGACCAAGAUCUGGCCUCAUAAGGAAUUUCCUCUAAGGAAGUUUGGUACCAUCACUUUAACCGAAAACGUUGACAACUAUUUCCAAGAAAUUGAACAAGUGGCAUUCAGUCCAACAAAUACUUGUAUCCCAGGUAUCAAACCUUCUAACGAUUCAGUUCUCCAAGCCAGACUUUUCUCUUACCCAGACACUCAACGUCAUAGAUUGGGGGCAAAUUAUCAACAACUGCCUGUCAAUAGACCAAGGAACCUGGGCUGCCCAUACUUCAAGGGCGAUUCUGAAUACCCUGCCGAAAGAUGCCCAUUCAAAGCGGUGAACUUCCAAAGAGACGGUCCAAUGAGUUACUACAACUUCGGUCCUGAACCAAAUUAUAUUUCUAGCUUACCUAACCAAGUGUUGAAAUUCAAAAAUGAAGACAAUGAUGGAGUAUCUGAUAAAUUCAAGGGAGUUGUUCUUGAUGAAGUGUCCGAGGUUUCUGUUAGAAAGCAAGAACAAGAACAAAUCAGAAAUGAGCAUACUGUCGAUGCCAAAAUCAACCAAUAUUACUAUAUUUAUGGUAUGAGUCCACUGGAUUUUGAACAGCCAAGAGCUUUGUUCGAAAAAGUUUAUAACGACGAACAAAAGAAACUAUUUGUCCAUAAUGUUGUUUGCCAUGCUUGUAAGAUCAAAGAUCCUAACGUUAAAAAGAGAGUUACUCAAUACUUUGGUUUAUUGAACGAAGAUCUGGGUAGAGUCAUUGCGGAAGGCUUGGAAGUUCCUUGGGAGCCUGUUGACCUUGAAGGUUACGCCAAGACCUGGUCCAUUGCAAGUGCUAAUUAA
Messenger RNA from Saccharomyces mikatae IFO 1815, 1689 nucleotides. RefSeq names its product catalase T (gene CTT1). Gene Ontology annotation, biological process: response to hydrogen peroxide; hydrogen peroxide catabolic process. The record is from RefSeq and is a predicted model, not a curated record. Gene Ontology annotation, cellular component: cytoplasm; mitochondrion; peroxisome. NCBI's taxonomy places the organism in Eukaryota, Fungi, Ascomycota, Saccharomycetes, Saccharomycetales, Saccharomycetaceae. The transcript has a single exon. Bases 1 to 1689 code for a protein of 562 amino acids. Gene Ontology annotation, molecular function: heme binding; catalase activity.